Messenger RNA from Saccostrea echinata, 3268 nucleotides. RefSeq lists its product as uncharacterized. The transcript has 9 exons. The coding region runs from base 1 to 2169 and encodes 722 amino acids. NCBI's taxonomy places the organism in Eukaryota, Metazoa, Mollusca, Bivalvia, Ostreida, Ostreidae. The record is from RefSeq and is a predicted model, not a curated record.
AUGGAUGACAAUAUUUUUUCUGAGCAUUCUAUUAUUGAAUCACAGGAAUAUGAAUCAUCGUUAGGUCAUGGUAUUCGUACUGAUUGUUUAACAGGAUCACUGCAAGAAUUGUCCGAAUUUGAAGAAUCUGAUGAAAUAUCUACUCAUACUAACCGUGAUGUAUUUUCAUUCUGUGAUGACACGCCUCCUCCUGUUCAAGCGUUUUAUAUACGCGAAGAAGAUUUGUAUGAACAAUCAAGUGAGAUAAGUAAAGAACUUUCUCUUAUAUCAUCCGAUUUACAAACAAGUGGAUGUUCCACCGAUUCAGAGCCAUUUGGAAAUUUACAUUUUAUUGAGCCUUUAAUGAGCAGUACGCCUAAGAAACAUAUUAAAGUUGCUCUGUCAUCAAGAUCUCGACUUCAAGAAAAAAAGAUCUCCAAAAGCACUAUUAAAAAGGCCUCUCUAGAUCAGUGUUCUUGUCCAAAGAAAUGUACUAGGCAAAGCUUUUUCACAAAAGAAUUAAUUGAAAAUUGCCAUUCGACAUUAUGGAGAUUGAAUACCACAGAUAGGCCAAAAUGGUUUCAAAGAAAGUUUGAUGACUUUCAAUGUGUAAAAAAGGGAACCUUUAAAUUCAUUCUUAAAGGCCACAGGGUUUGCUUGAAGAGUUGGUUGAUUGCUUAUGGGAUUAAGCAAUCAAUCUAUUACAAGGAACGAAGAACAUGGUUGAGGAAAGAAGUGCCACCCUCUAACGAAAGAAGGCUAACAUCAGAAAAAAGACUUCAUGUUAUCAAUUGGUUUGGAGAAUAUAUAGCGAUGAGAGGAGAAAAUCCACCUCACAUCCAAGAAAUUUGGCUGCCCUUUGGUUUAAGAAAAAAUGAAAUUUAUGCUGGGUAUAAAGUGGAUACAGAGGAAGAGAACAGAGCUUGUGUAUCUCUUCAGACUUUCCUCAACAUAUGGAAUGAACACUUUCCACAUGUGAAAAUUAAACAGAGCAACUUGUUUACUCGAUGCACUACAUGUGACAAGCUUGACAGAGAACUGCACAAGCAAUUGAACCCAGAGAAAAAAAAGGAAAUUUUUAUAAAGAAGCAAGAACAUCUUCACAGACAAAUGAAAGAGAAAAGUGCAUAUUACAGACGAAAAACAGUAAGCAGAAGAAGACCAGAUAGGUACAUAAGCCUCAUAAUUGAUGGAAUGGAUCAGUCCAAAACAAACAUUCCCCAUUUUAAGGGAAGACCAAGCAAGGAAUUUGCAGCAACAAGGCAACUGAAUGUGCAUGUUACUGGAGUUUUGAGCCAUGGCCUGAAUAGAAAAUAUCUGUUUACAGACCUGCACCAGUACAAACAUGAUUCCAAUCUUACAUUGAAUGUUUUGAUGAAAGUGCUAUGGAACCACUCAAAGGGAAAAUCACUGCCUCCUGUCCUUUACCUACAGGCAGACAACUGCUUCAGAGAAAAUAAGAACAAGUUUGUCCUGUCUUUCUUGGAGCUUUUAGUCAGGCGUCGGAUUUUUUAUGAGGUCCAACUUUCCUUUCUUCAUGUGGGGCACACACAUGAGGAUAUAGAUCAAAUGUUCAGUGUCAUUGCUGAUAAUCUCAGACACAGAGAUGCAGCAACACUCCCUGAGAUGAGUGACAUACUCUACAAUGCAGAAGAACUAAGAGGAUGUCUUGAUAUAUCUGGAUGGUUAUCUCCUUGCUUAAAAGGUGUAAAAUACCACACAAGGACAAACACCUUUAGGUAUAGACUCAAUGAGUUGACAGGGGAUGUGCACAUCUGCUACAGAAAAAAUGUGGACCAUUCCUGGAAGUCUUUGCAGGGAAGUUUCUUCAAGCAAAGGGAAAAUGGAACCCUAACGCUGCCAACAAAUGUACCAAAUAUAUUGACAGCAUCAUUGGAGAAGGUUGAUGUAGCAAAUAUCAAGAAGAGUUUGACAAUUUGGACAAAGAUGAUGACAACAGCAGAAAGUACAUGGUGGGAAAAAUUUGUAACAUUCUUGCAGGAAACCAAAACCAAUGCCAGUAGGUAUUCAAGAAAAGGGGCAAUAUGGUAUCUUCCAAAGAUACCAGAAUACAACCCACACUCCAUUCAGGACUCUGACAACAGCAGGGAACAUCCAGCAGUGCCUGAAGAUUUGCAGAGAAUGCUUACAAAUGAAGAUGAAAAUCCAGAGGUUCUCUUGUGUGAGUAAAUGGAAAGAAAUGUAUGGACACCUUCAACAUUGCGAAUAGGAUACUUGUGUAAAAUCCUCUGCAUUGCAUAGCAUACUUAUCUGGUUCACCUUCCAACCAAGAGUGAAACAUGUUACAUGAAUGCUGUGAAAGAAGGAACACUAAAGUACAUGUGUAAAUGUAAAAAAACCUUCAGCAUAACAUUGUUUAUGCAUCUGCAACACCUGUCAAUUAAAUUUAAAUAAUUGGACAAAUCAAAGCUAGAAAUAUACAAACAGUUUAUGCUUCAUUUAUGUAAAUUACACUAAGUGGAAUAUGGAGAUAAAGAUAUCCUUUGAUUCAUGUAUUAAGUAAAAAACUGUAAAGUAGGGGAACAUUCCUUACAGCUCAUUGUGUUAAAGAUUCAGGUAUAUAUUGAGUUCAUUUGAAAUUGAGAGAAGAAUGUUCCUCGCAUGGCUCCUUGUUAAUGAUUCAUGUAUAUACCUAGUUUGUUUGAAAUUGGGAGAGGAACGUUCCUCGCAGGGCUCCUUGUUAAAGAUUCAUGUAUAUAUUGAGUUCAUUUGAAACUGGGAGAGGAACGUUCCUCGCAGGGCUCCCUGUUAAAGAUUCAUGUAUAUAUUGAGUUCAUUUGAAACUGGGAGAGGAACGUUCCUCGCAGGGCUCCAUGUUAAAGAUUCAUGUAUAUAUUGGGUUCAUUUGAAAUUGGGAGAGGAACGUUCCUCGCAGGGCUCCUUGUUAAAGAUUCAUGUAGAUUGAGUUUAUUUGAAAUUGGGAGAGGAACGUUCCUCGCAGGGCUCCUUGUUAAAGAUUCAUGUAUAUAUAUAUUGAGUUCGUUUGAAAUUGGGAGAGGAACGUUCCUCGCAGGGCUCCUUGUUAAAGAUUCAUCUAUAUAUUGAGUUCGUUUGAAAUUGGGAGAGGAACGUUCCUCGCAGGGCUCCAUGUUAAAGAUUCUGAUCAUGUAUAUAUUGAGUUCGUUUGAAAUUGGUAGAGGAACGUUCCUUGCAGGGCUCCUUGUUAAAGAUUCAUGUAUAUAUUGAGUUCGUUUGAAAUUGGUAGAGGAACGUUCCUCGCAGGGCUCCUUGUUAAAGAUUCAUGUAUAUAUUAAGUUCAUUUGAAAUU